CUUGUUUCAGGAUUGAACCAUUAGGUUCUGCAACGGUUUGGUUGCGCGUGAAGUGAAAGCCUGAUCGAGGUUGGCGUAGAAUGUAAAGAAGUUUAGUUAGAGAGGGUUCAAGACUGGGACCAGUCAUUCGAAGGCAAGCUGCAUGGAAUGUUCAGCGCGGUAAGCACCGAUUUUCAAAUCGAGACUCCUGAACUGCACCACACUGCACGAUUGAUCGCGAACUCCGUCAUAGAAUCACAAUAAUAAUCCACCAGUGCCCAUAAAACCCGAUUUUGAAUCAUCGAUCAUCGUCUUUGAGUCCUUUCGAUCGGAUCGGUAGUAAAACGGUGCCGGUGAUCCGUGGAGCCCAACUCAGUUUGGACCAGCUACAAGAAAAUAAACAAAUAGAUCCGUAUAUAUUCACGUACGAUGACAUUUGAUUGAACGGAAAUGGAUUUCACAUACAUCACACUUAUCACACUUUCUAUUUGUGCGGCUCUAGGCUCUGCUCAAAUUUACACCGGAAGUUCUUCUCCUGAAAUUUUCGCCUCGGUGUCUGCCGAACCUGCGAAAAAUGAAUUCCUCACCCAGACUGUUUACGGAUUUCUUGAUUUUACGACGACGAUUGGAAAUACGGUGAUGGUCUUCAGUCCUCAGAGUGCUCCACCUGAGGGAGAUAAAGCUGAGAAACCUGUUGUCCCAUCAACGACGACCCCACCAAUUCAGACAAAACCCGCGGAACCUCCAAAAAAAAUAUCAGACAUCCAACCAAGCAAGACACACAAGGCCGAAUCCGAACAACACCUUGGGACGCACGCAAACGUGCCUAAGGAAACCAAAAUCGUCGUUCAUUCCGUCGUGGAGCAAAACGCGGCGGUAAAGAAUUCCGAAGAUAACUUGGUGCCGGCGAAACGCGAGAGUGUGGAAACGCACGUGGACAUUGUUACCCAAAGUCCUGUAGUUUCGAGUGUGGUAGAAGUACGUCCAGUUAACGAUGUGCCGAAUGUUGUCAAGAAUGAUUUAGUCGAGCCUGAAUACGAUUUCCUGUCGAAGCAACCGACAGAAGUUGUCGAUGAAACUUACAAGCUUAUAAACUUGAGACCCUCUUCCAAACAUCACGCGAAACCGAGGCCCACAGCUAGACGUGCCAAGGACAAUCCAACCGGUUUAGUGACUAAAUUAGGAGGAACCAUUGUCAAGGAUGGUUUGACUACCGUUCACGAAACCAACGUUAUCGGGACCUACAUAAAUGGAAAGUACGCUCAAGUACUCCAGAGUUCAUCGCACGUUCUGGGCGGCGGAAACCCGCUCGAGGGAAAAAUCAAACCGACUAAUUCUCAGAGAAUAUUGAAAACCAUCGGUCCUCAGCACGGAAAACUCAAACCUCAACUCGAACCAACGCCUCCAACUCUUCAGGAUGACACUCCGGGACUUUCUCCGGAAAAUAUCGUCAGUGCUCAGUCUGGGACUAAUAUCCGAACUUCGAGGCGUCAUUCGAACAGUCCUCAAGCUCAGCGCCCGAAAUUUCGUAAUAAUAAAUUUCCCGAGGACUCCGACAGUGGCGAACAAUUUGCAACGACGAAAGCUGUGGGAAAAAAUAAAGCAACAACGGCGAGACCAAAUUAUAAAAAUAGAAGUCAAAUCACAACGACUACCGAAGCUCCUGUAACCCGACGUAGAAACGGUUUCAGACCAAACAAUCCGCCGAGUGCUCCCGGGAAGCAGAACCGGCCAAAAAUUGAUGCGCUUUCGACCUCGUCCUCUUUGUCGUCGUUGAAUAACUUCCCAAAGGUAAAGCUCCCGCGGGCGCCAGGGCGAUGGUCGUACAAGACAACCCCUAAACCCCGUAUUGCGAUCCGCAAGCAGGUGGAAGUCGACGAUGAUUCGGAGAAGCCAUUGACGCCUGAGGCUAGCACUCUGGUACAGGAAGUUCUAGUGGAGGAUAGAGAAAAUAAACCAACGCCAGUAGUACAGCGAAAGGUACAGGAACAAGGAACGACCACUGAAAGCGAAGACCCUGAGAGCAGAGAAUCGGAGAACGUUGACGUCAGCGUUCAAGAACAACAAAUUCUACCCGUGGAAACAUUAAACGUCGAAAUAUCAACGCCCGCUGAUUUUAACGACAUUUAUUUCGAAAUCGCAACCAUCAAAUCUCCCUACACCUUUCAGGCCGGCAAUCAGAAGAACACCCGUUAUGUAACGGUGACGUCAACUCUGAAGAAAAGUUUCGCCACAGCCGAAGCAUCUCCGAUGGCGAAUCCAUCGGAACCGUUGACGGAAAAUAUUUUGGCGAACACCGGAGCGGCUUACGAAACAACCCUUCCUUUGGAUUCAUCGGUGGCGACACUUCCGGCGAUAUCUCUCGACCCCGGUCAAGCAACACCUCCACUGGAAACGAUCACCGAAACUUUUUCGACCACCCAAACAUUGCUGAAGACCCAUCUACUGCCGGUAGUCGCCGGUGGUAAUACAACGAAGAUCACCCUUGUGCAAACUUAUCAUAUCGCGAGGAUAGUCACAGCAACCAAGACCCUUCCACCCAUGGAACUGUACCAAUUCAUUCCCAGCAAAACUCUCAACGAAUUCAAUUCGAAGCUCGAUGAAGCUGGUAGCGAACUUCACCUUGAAUUAGACUUUGGCGAUGACGAUAGAGAGGAUGACGAUAUUCCCAAACGUGUCGUACCACCGGGUGAUCUGGACCCAGAUUCAGAUUUAUUCCGGACGGGUGGAAUUUCACCUUCGAAAACCAGAAACCCUCCGGACACUCAUCCGUCCGUCAUUGAGCCACAAUUGAGCCCUGAACAAGCUCAGCAACUUGCUCUGUACAAAUAUUUUGGCCAACAGCAAGCUCAAGUUAUAACAACUUCGCGUCCUGUCGUAGUUGUCGAAACUGUCUACGAGUCACAUGUUAUUCCACUCAUAAAUAACGGGAAUACCGUAUACUCAACGCUCUCGAGGCCCGUCGCAACUCUUCCGCGAACGACGUACGAGUACGGAACGUCGACGAUUGCUCCACUUUUACCACCCCAAGUACCCCAGCCUCUUUUCCCUCAGCAACCCCAACAACAGCCUCAGUUCACCGUGACGACGGCACCGUUUGUCACUCAAACCGUGGCGACGCUUUCUGAUUCUAGAGUGUUGAAACUUACUUUCGGCGCUAAGACUGCCUACACGACACUUUUUACGACGAGAGUCGUACCCACGGAAGUUACCACCUACCUAACUUCAACCGUCGCGGUACAACCAACGGUGCAAGCUUUUCCAGGAUAUUUCCCACCCCCGGUUGGCUAUCCACCGUAUCCCUUCGUCGGUUAAACAAGUUUAACAAGUUAUUAACAUGUUUCGAUAUCGUGCCACAGAUUGUAGGACAGGAAUUGUGAAGAAUGAGCGAUGAAAGGUCAUCCGGGUGUUCUUCAUGGUAGAACCAUGUAGAACGAUAUGCUCACUGGCAGGUAAACCCAACGGAUGUCGAAUUGACAAUGAAAUUAGACAAAUUCAGGUAUGUUUCUACGGUAAUCCCAAUACAAUCUACGGACUGAAUUUUUUGUCCCUCUUUUUGUUCGAAUGAUCAAACGAUCUUUGAUCUCGCUACGUUGCAGAUCAUGAUGAUGAUCGUCGACUGACCUCACCCGGUUUUCGGAUGAAGGCGCGGCGGCCCGUAAAAUUGACAUUGCUUUUCAACGUAUUCGAUUAUUCGCAUGUAGAAAUUAUUCGACCACUGAAACCUAACCGGGUAACCUCGACACGCGGAAGAAGUGAACGGCCAUGUCAAUCCCAUUGAAAUUAAUUCUAUUGUGAUUUUUGGUCUCUUGAUUGAUUCGCGUGACUAUGACGCACACCUAAUGUAUUCCUCUCAAAAUCAGCCUCUUGCCAUCUGCAGCGUGUCCGCGUUUGGUUUUUUGUUUAAUCCGUCGCAAUUGCACCUCUCAGAUUCGACCUAAUAGUUUGCUGAACCGGGCGAUUUAAUUAUAAAAGUGAAAAAGGAUAUACGUGGCUCUAGGGAUUCUUCCCUCAUCAUUUAUUAUUGUUUCCAUUUUCUCUUCACUAAUAUCAUAGCAUUGCUUCCGAUUCCUUAGGUUUUAUAAAUUAUUAUUCGACGAUAUAUUUCAUUUGAAAUCAUCGUCGCUCUCGUUCGCAUCAUCGUUAUCGUCGUCACUUUUAUACUAGAAAUACGUAAUCACUUAAAUUUUAACGCUGUGAAGAUUAUGAUGAUGAUAUGUCACUGAAAUCGGGAUUUGGACUGAUAAAGAAAAUGCCACUAAUUCCGAUGAGGUUUUUGAUGAAUAUAAACUUCUACCGCCAUAUCUUCAAGAUUAUCCUGAAUCUUGUGGCUUUAAUUACAACAUCGUAUGUACUUAUGAAUAUUAUGAUACCAUAUAAUGUGGCUGGUACGCGGCGCAUAAUUAAUUGUAUAUAAAUUAUUAACUGCAUUAGUAUCAUUGAAUCUCAUCUAUAAAUAAAUAUAUGCAUUGCUCGUUAUACUGCAUGAAUAUACAAAUUUUGUAAAUAAAUACCGAGUAAAAAAUA
This is a messenger RNA of Athalia rosae (coleseed sawfly), 4506 nucleotides long. RefSeq lists its product as uncharacterized. The record is from RefSeq and is a predicted model, not a curated record. Bases 430 to 3294 code for a protein of 954 amino acids. NCBI's taxonomy places the organism in Eukaryota, Metazoa, Arthropoda, Insecta, Hymenoptera, Athaliidae. The transcript has 10 exons.